Heteronotia binoei (common prickly gecko) is the source of this 1238-nucleotide messenger RNA. It is a transcript of the gene CTCFL, whose product is annotated as CCCTC-binding factor like. Gene Ontology annotation, cellular component: nucleus. The transcript is spliced from 8 exons. Gene Ontology annotation, biological process: regulation of transcription by RNA polymerase II. Bases 197 to 1168 code for a protein of 323 amino acids. The record is from RefSeq and is a predicted model, not a curated record. NCBI's taxonomy places the organism in Eukaryota, Metazoa, Chordata, Lepidosauria, Squamata, Gekkonidae. Gene Ontology annotation, molecular function: DNA-binding transcription factor activity, RNA polymerase II-specific; RNA polymerase II transcription regulatory region sequence-specific DNA binding.
UGCGCUGCACCGUUGUGAUUUCUGCUCAUUCACCUCUUUCAGUGUGUCGAGUCUGAACAGUCACGUGAAAAAACACUUGGAUGGCAAACCCCACAUCUGCCACAUCUGCCUCAAGGGCUUCCGUACCAUUUCCUUGUUGCGUAACCAUGUGAACACACACACAGGGACCAAACCGUACAAGUGCAAUGAAUGCGAAAUGGCCUUUGUCACCAGUGGGGAGCUUUCACGCCACAGGCGUUACAAGCAUACUCUCGAGAAGCCCUUUAAAUGUUCAUACUGUGAUUACUGUAGCGUAGAGGCAAGCAAGUUGAAGCGUCACAUCCGUUCACACACUGGAGAGCGCCCUUUCACCUGCUCUCUAUGUGCCUACGCCAGCAGAGACACUUACAAACUGAAAAGGCAUAUGGUGACACACUCAGGUGAAAAGCCCUUUGAGUGCAGGAUUUGUAAGGCCAGGUUCACACAGGCUGGAACUCUGAAGUUCCAUGUAUUACACAAACACGGGGAAAAUGUGCCCAAGUACCAGUGUCCACACUGCAGUACUUGUGUCGCCAGGAAGGGUGAUUUAGGGAUCCACCUACGAAAUCUCCACUCCUACGUUGAAGUCCCACUGAAGUGUGGUUACUGCAACAGUGCCUUCCACGAGCGCUAUGCCUUCAGACAGCACAGGAAGAUACACAGAGAUGAGAAGAGAUUCAAAUGCGAUCAGUGUAAUUACGCAUGCAAACAGGAGCGCCACCUGGUUAUGCACAAGCGGACGCACACCGGGGAGAAACCCUUCGUUUGCCCGGCUUGCAGCAAAUGCUUUCGGCAGAAGCAACUGCUCACCGUUCACUUCAAGAAACACCACGACUCUACUUUUCAGCCAAAAGUCUACAACUGCCCCAAAUGCGGCAAGGGCUAUUCACGCUGGAAUAACAUGCGUAAGCACACUGAAAACUGUGGGGAAGCAAGAGCAGUUGGACCCAGCAAAAGAAGCAAGUGUCCAAGGAAAGACAGCAAGAGAUCUGCCCAUGAUGCUGAACAACAAGCGGCUACUUGUGUGAACUCUCAACACUACACCAUGUAUAGCAUUCCUGUUGCAACCUGUGAGAAAGAAGAGGUUCUGCUGGAGGAUGAGAAAGCAGGGCUUACUUGUGAGAUGAUCUUCAAUGUGAUGGAUAAGUAAUGCAGAAGGCAGUUCUUUCUUUUGCUUGCUGGGGCUUAGAUCCAGGAAGCUGUUCAACCUGGUUUGUGUU